AUGGCUAUUUCGAUCCCCUCGUUUCUACUGCGACGAGCCCUCAAGACUAGGUCCUUAACCCACCUUAAAGGAGUCAAGGAAGUCUUCUUGUGCGGUAAAAUCAUUCGGCGCACUCGUGCUACAGCUGUCAUCUAUGACUCAUUUUGUGGAAUUUCUGUCUACUGCCGCGAAGAAGCACUGCGAGCCCAAAUAGACCGUAGCAUCACCGAAAGCUUCUUAGUUCGACUCCAUUGCUCUUUAGAAAGACUCCCUCGGCCUUAUCUCAAAGUUCUCAGUUUAACCAAAAUUACCUUCCAAGAAGAAAUCUAUCGCACCCUAGAGUCCAUGGCCUACUGGACCCAGAUCCUGUUACAAAAACAACCAAAGUAA
Nematocida homosporus is the source of this 369-nucleotide messenger RNA. RefSeq lists its product as uncharacterized. The transcript has a single exon. Lineage: Eukaryota; Fungi; Microsporidia. The coding region runs from base 1 to 369 and encodes 122 amino acids. The record is from RefSeq and is a predicted model, not a curated record.